Molecule: messenger RNA, 2432 nt
Organism: Siniperca chuatsi (mandarin fish)
Lineage: Eukaryota; Metazoa; Chordata; Actinopteri; Centrarchiformes; Sinipercidae
Gene: tbx22
Product: T-box transcription factor 22
Exons: 8
Coding region: 339-1868 (509 amino acids)
Biological process (GO): positive regulation of DNA-templated transcription; cell fate specification; regulation of transcription by RNA polymerase II
Cellular component (GO): nucleus
Molecular function (GO): RNA polymerase II cis-regulatory region sequence-specific DNA binding; DNA-binding transcription factor activity, RNA polymerase II-specific
Source: RefSeq, a predicted model, not a curated record
GGAACAAGCCCUCUGUGAGACAGAGAGGAAAGGGGAGACACAGAAACGGAUAAAGGGGGAGAGAGGGAAAUAUUGUAGUGAGGAGGAGAGGCGUGCCAGUAAUCAAGGAUUUUGGAUUAGGGCGCGCGUCUUGGAGAACACAUGGGAACGCACCGGAUCAAUUACACAGCGUCACGGAGCCGCCGCGAGAGAAGAGGGGCUCCCUGAGGUGCUGCUGCUGCUGCUGCCUGUUCUGCCCCGUCCUGUCCUGAAUGAGCUGGGACACUGAAUCUUGUGAGGGACAAAGUCAGAAUUAGGACGGAUAUACGACUCGCAGAAAGACGGGAUCUUUCGCCAAGAUGCAGGGUCUGAGUUCCCGGGCUCACGCGUUUUCGGUGGAGGCGCUGGUCGGGAAACCCUGCAAGAGGAUGAAAGUGUCGGAGGGACACGACUCAAGUUCAGCUGGAGACACCGGCAGCGAUACGAACAUCUUCACCGGCCUGAACGAAUAUCCAGUCAGCCAGACGAAGAAAGCAGGUUCGACACCGAGGAGGACAGAGGAAACGUCCUGUGACCCGGACAGCCAGACUGUCAGCUCAAGGGCUGAAGAGGCUGACCCCAGCGGAGAGGAGAACAAGCCGAAGGAGAGCGACUGCUGCCCGGACAGAGAGGUCCGAGUAGAUCUGCAGGGCUCCGAGCUGUGGAAGAGAUUCUAUGAGAUCGGCACCGAGAUGAUCAUCACCAAAGCUGGCAGGAGAAUGUUUCCCUCUGUGCGCGUCAAAGUGCGCAAUCUGGACCCGUGCCAGCAGUAUUACAUCGCAAUGGACGUCAUGCCAGUGGACUCAAAACGCUACAGGUAUGUGUACCACAGCUCGCAGUGGAUGGUGGCUGGAAACACGGACCACUCCUGCAUCUCUCCCAGGCUCUACGUGCACCCGGACUCGCCGUGCGCAGGAGAGACGUGGAUGCGUCAGGUGAUCAGCUUUGACCGGGUCAAGCUCACCAACAACGAGAUGGACGAUAAGGGACAUAUUAUCCUUCAGUCGAUGCAUAAAUACAAGCCACGUGUGCACAUCAUCCGGCACGACCCUCGGAUGGACUUGUCACAGAUCCAGUCGCUGCCUGCUGAAGGAGUGCACAGCUUCUCCUUCCCAGAAACUGAGUUCACCACAGUCACAGCCUAUCAGAAUCAACAGAUCACGAAACUAAAGAUCGACAGGAACCCGUUCGCCAAGGGCUUCAGAGAUCCAGGAAGGAAUAGGGGAGUGUUGGAUGGCUUGUUGGAGUCAUAUCCCUGGAGAGGCCCUCUCAGCUUGGACUUUAAGCCAUUCGCCAUACAGCUCCAAGGGAGCUCAGGGUCGCCGACCAGCAGUGUGAAGAGUCUCCUCCCUCUCUCCUCUUCUUCAUCCCUUCACCCGUUCUCUGUCUCCGCGCUCUCCUGCCAGGACGCUGCUCUCCACACACUCGCCUUUCCUCUCUAUGGCAAGGCCUCCACCACCUCACCCGCCUCCCCGCUGCCCAGCAGAGCCUUCUCCUCUCUGGGAGCAGACAGACUGAGAGGCCUGCCCACGCUGUCCCCGCUAACAGACCUCCCGCUCCUCUCUGCGCUGCAGGCAAAGAAACCUCCCCACUGUAGGGACCCAUGUCUUCACGGGUCUCCGGGGAGUUCCCCCUGCCUCUUUCCCCUCCACAGCCCCCUCAGCCCUCAGGGGCCUUCUCUCCUCCCUCAUCUCUCUGAUACUGUGGGCCCCUACUGUCUUUACCGCUACAGCUUCCCCCUCAACCCCCAACUCACAGCUACUUCCCGGCACGCCAAACUAGCCGAAGACACCACAGACUGUCUGCUGCGCCAGUCUCCGUGGCACCCGACCACCAACCACUGCCUCUGACAGCUGGACCGCACUUUUAGGCUCCGGCCCAUUGAGUGUAACAAGCCAAAGCUUAUUGCAACAAAACAGAGAGGGCUGAUUCUCUAUUCGAGCAAGACUCAAAGGAGCAAUAAAGACAGAACUGUGGCUGUGGUGAUGGGUUUUUUUUUGUAUUUAAAAACUGUUUUGUACGCUGUGUUGGAUUUACCAGCACAAAAACUGAUCCUGAAGCAGAUCAUGAGCUGCUCCUCUUCACUGUACACACUCAACUAGAGCCAAAAAAGACUGAACAGAAAUGUAGACAGGAUGUAGAUUUUUCAUUUGGGACGGAAAGCAGGGCAGAACCUCUUUUCCCGCCUUAACUACUUCACAUGCUGUAGUGGUGUUACCAAAGAGCAUCUGCAAUAGGACCUGAGGUAUGUAAUAUAAAUAUUAAUGAACAUUGAACAUGAACAGAAUGAUUGUUAAACUGACCAUAAGUGCCCAUUAAAGUAUUUUUCACAUUUUUUGUUCAGAUCAUACACAUGCAUUCAAAACGUUUUUUUUCCCUACAUACAGUGUGAAUAAACAAAGUGAAAGUGUAAA